AUAAAAUGUUCAUGCAGAGCGGUCGAUCAACUAGCUUCACCAGAUAAUAGGGUCCUUCACUUCACUGCUCUCUAUCCUUCACAUUUUGCUAUAAAAACCCUCACAUUCACACACAGUGAUAGCCAUUUCAAUUCAGUAAUGGAAGACUACUUACAGUACAUGCGAACUCUGCGCUCUCACAUCAACGAUGUGGAGGAUCAAGCCGCGAAAAUUUCAGUUGAAGAACAAAUGCAGAUCACUACGUUCCAGACGAUUACGAAAGAGAUCGAUUUCGCCAAGUCUGAGACAAAACGCCUCAAGGAGGAGUCUGACCUCAUGAAUAAGGCAAAGGGAAACAUAUGUUCCCAGAUAUUAGAGAGACAAAGAAAAAUUGCUUCUUUGGAGAGUGAUUCUUCCACACAGUUGCAGACAUUGGAGCUUAUCCAACAGGAAAGAGUCAAUUUGUCUACUAAACUUGCUGAGAAGCGUACAUCAUAUGGCAAAAUUAAAGAGGAUCUCAAUACCAAAUUAAAAGAACAACAGGACUGGUUAAAUUCUCACAAAUCUAGCUCAAAUCUUGGAACGCAUAGUUUGGUUAACACACAAACUGAGCGCUCAGCUAAUGAAUCCGCAGGAGACUUUGGCGCCCUAACAACGAGUGAGAGUCUGGUUAAUGCAUACAAGGAUACAAUGACAAAGUUUGAUGCCGCUAAAGCUAUGUUUGACAACCUGGCAAAAAUGAGGUCUGAACAUACUUCGGAGCGUGACAAGGCCAAGCAAGCAUUGGAGUCUCUAAAGGGUAGAAUGAACAGUUAUAAGCCUGAACUAAGAGAGAUGCCAAAUGAGACGCUUGAAGAAGAGAUUCAAGUUCUUAUGUCUGACAAAUGUGCGGAAACCAAGUACCAGGAAUCUUUGCAAAACCAAAUUGACACUAUAAAGGGAAUUUCGCAUACAGUUCAGUGCGGUUGUGGAGAGGUGUACAAAGUUGAAGUGGAUCCUUGUGUGUAAUCGAAUACUCUAUCUGCAAUGGAAGUACAGAAACUUUACCAGAUUAGAAGAACCUACAGGGCUAUGAAUCUUUAUGCGUAAUCGAAUACUCUAUCUGCAAUGGAAGUACAGAACCUUUACCAGAUUACAAGAAUCUACAGGGAUAUGAAAUAUGAUACUAGUAUACUUGAAUAUAGUUUUACUCAAAUUUUAUUGUCUUAAGCUCCCACUGAAAUGUUAUAUGUCAAAAAUCUAAAAUUGAUACUCCUUUGUUAGGAGAUUAUAUGAUGAUUCAUUUAUUGAACGAAA
Messenger RNA from Erigeron canadensis, 1275 nucleotides. RefSeq lists its product as uncharacterized. Bases 139 to 987 code for a protein of 282 amino acids. The transcript is spliced from 12 exons. The record is from RefSeq and is a predicted model, not a curated record. Lineage: Eukaryota; Viridiplantae; Streptophyta; Magnoliopsida; Asterales; Asteraceae.